This is a messenger RNA of Sebastes umbrosus (honeycomb rockfish), 1640 nucleotides long. RefSeq names its product transmembrane protein 41aa (gene tmem41aa). The transcript has 5 exons. Bases 1 to 990 code for a protein of 329 amino acids. Lineage: Eukaryota; Metazoa; Chordata; Actinopteri; Perciformes; Sebastidae. The record is from RefSeq and is a predicted model, not a curated record.
AUGGCAGUAAACGCAACACCAAAGGCUUCCAGCUACCAGUCAAACUUCAGAGAAGAAGAGGAAGAAGCAGAAGAACCAUUAUUUCUCUCACUGACUGAACACAAGGAGGUGAAGCCUGAGUGUUCCUGGCUGACACAGCGGGGGAAUAUGCGCUCACUUGUCGGACUGAUCGCUGUGGUCGCUGCAGCCAGCUUGUACCUGUACUCUCUGUCUCUGUACCUUCCUGCUGCACCGAGGAGACCUCCUCAUCCAGCUGACCAGAGACAACAACAUGUGGAGACAGCUGAGUCCACUGACAGCUCCGAGGAACCCAGCAGGUUGAAGUUCCCCUCGGACUUGGAGGAGCUGAGGGAACUGGCUGAGCUCUUGCAGUUUUACAAGGCAGAGCACACUGGAUAUGUCCUGCUACUGUUCUGCAGUGCGUAUCUCUACAAGCAGUCCUUCGCCAUUCCCGGAUCCUCGUUUCUGAACAUUUUAGCAGGAGCUAUAUUUGGACCGUAUCAAGGACUGCUGCUUGCCUCCGUUCUCACCACUGUGGGCUCCACCAUGUGCUACCUCUUGUCCAAGGCCUUCGGAAAGCGCUACAUCGUCAACCUCUUCCCUGAUAAAGUCUCCAUGCUGCAGACGAAGGUUGAGGAGAACCAGGACUGUUUGUUCUUCUUCCUGCUCUUCCUGAGAUUCUUUCCCAUGACUCCCAACUGGUUUCUGAACAUGUCUGCUCCGAUUGUCAACAUCCCCAUCACCUUCUUCUUCUCCUCAGUCUUCAUCGGACUCCUGCCGUACAACUUCAUCUGUGUCCAGACAGGCGUCAUGCUGUCUGAGGUGGCGUCGCUGGACGACUUGUUCUCCUGGGAGAGGCUGCUGCAGCUGCUGGCCAUCGCCUGUGUGGCUCUGCUGCCCGGCGCCCUUAUCCGCCGCUUCAGUCAGAAGCGCUUCAAACUGGACGUCCCAUCGCAGAACGGGCUCAUCACAGAUAAGAAAGUCCAGUGAUUUGUUCUGGGGAUGAGCUUGUUCCUUGGCGCUUCGAUGCCAUCUCUGCCCUCAAAAGUGAAUGUAUUUUAAAGUGGCGACUCUUCAGAAAAACUUUGCCCACGCACAACGUGUAAAGGUUUCUCUUAUCUGGACGUAGCUUUACGUUUCUGGAGCGACAUGGAGAUGAAGAGCUUUAAAAGUCACCGUGGGAUUUGAAGCCAAGUAUUUUGUGUAACCAAAUGUUGGUGUUUCUGUGCCACAACUUCUAUGGGCACAGCAUGUAUAUAGAUGUAUGAAUGUACGGGAAUCAUAGGGAGAGAGGGAAGGAUUUUAAGGAGACUUUGCUCUUGCACUAUUAUUAUACACUAAGGUACUGCUUCAGUGUUAACAGUUAGUGUUUCAAGUGCCUGUCAUGAAUUGAUAGACUCUGUUUCAAACUUCUACCUCCAACAUGGGCAAGUGGAAACGUCAAUGUAACAGCCUGCUCAUGUUUGUUGUGGCUGGAUGGUUCAGACGAUUGUUUUUUGGGUUUGUGUGAAUUAUUUUUUUUUGUAACUGAAAUAUGUAUCAUGUUUGCAGCAUAUAUUAUACAACUUGGAAGUUGUAUUUUUCUUGCAUUUUGCAAUUUCAGUAUAAAUUGUAAUACAGUGGGUUGGACAAUUUUUAAA